This is a messenger RNA of Neopsephotus bourkii (Bourke's parrot), 2256 nucleotides long. RefSeq names its product beta-1,4-galactosyltransferase 6 (gene B4GALT6). Gene Ontology annotation, biological process: carbohydrate metabolic process; glycosphingolipid biosynthetic process. The coding region runs from base 163 to 1311 and encodes 382 amino acids. Gene Ontology annotation, molecular function: UDP-galactose:glucosylceramide beta-1,4-galactosyltransferase activity. The record is from RefSeq and is a predicted model, not a curated record. Lineage: Eukaryota; Metazoa; Chordata; Aves; Psittaciformes; Psittacidae. The transcript is spliced from 9 exons.
GAGGCGGCGGGAGUUGAGGGAAGGAGGAAGGGGCCGAGCAGAGUCCCCUCGCCGCCUUCUUGCUACCCGAUUCAUGGGAGGAGCGGGCCGCUUCCCUCUGGGAAGCCCCGCCGCGGCACUCUAGGAUUGAGCGGAGCGGCCGGCCGCCGGCGCGGAGAAAGGAUGCCACUUUUCCGGAAGGUGCUGCGGGUUUCCAAUCGCUCCAUGCUCGCCUUCAUCUUCUUCUUCUCCUUUUCCUCUUCCUGCCUCUACUUCAUCUAUGUGGCCCCCGGGAUCGCAAACACAUAUCUCUUCAUGGUGCAAGCUCGUGGUAUAAUGUUGAGAGAAAAUGUAAAAACAAUAGGACACAUGAUCAGAUUGUACACUAACAAAAAUACUACACUGAAUGGCACAGACUAUCCUGAAGGAAACAAUUCUAGUGACUGUGUUGCUCAAACAACAAUGUAUCUUCCAGAAAACUUCACUUACUCUCCUUACCAGGCUUGUCCAGAGAAGCUGCCUUACAUGAGAGGCCUUAUAGAUGUCAAUAUGAGUGAAAUUAGUUUUGAUGAAAUUCAGCAACUGUUUUCAAAAGAUUUAGACAUUAAACCAGGAGGGCAUUGGAAACCAAAAGACUGUAAGCCAAGAUGGAAGGUGGCAAUCCUUAUUCCUUUUCGGAAUCGCCAUGAGCAUCUUCCAAUUUUUUUCCGUCACCUGAUACCUAUGUUGCAGAAGCAGCGGCUGGAGUUUGCCUUCUAUGUUGUUGAACAGACAGGUACGCAACCUUUUAACCGUGCAAUGCUGUUUAAUGUUGGCUUCAAAGAGGCUAUGAAAGAUGCUGUCUGGGACUGCAUAAUAUUUCACGAUGUGGAUCACUUACCUGAAAAUGACCGAAAUUAUUAUGGAUGUGGAGAAAUGCCACGCCAUUUUGCAGCAAAGCUGGACAAAUACAUGUACAUUCUUCCAUACAAUGAGUUCUUCGGUGGUGUAAGUGGCCUGACAGUAGAGCAAUUCAGGAAAAUCAAUGGGUUUCCAAAUGCCUUUUGGGGAUGGGGUGGAGAAGAUGAUGAUCUUUGGAACAGGGUUCACUAUGCUGGAUACAAUGUAACAAGACCAGAAGGAGAUUUAGGGAAAUACAAAUCCAUUCCUCAUCAUCACAGAGGUGAAGUCCAGUUUUUAGGACGAUAUAAACUUCUGAGGUAUUCCAGAGAACGUCAGUAUAUUGAUGGGUUGAACAAUUUAAUAUAUACUCCUAAAAUACUUGUCAGUAGAUUAUACAAAAAUAUAACUGUUAAUCUCAUACCAGAACUUGCUCCUGUUAGAGACUAUUGAUGAAAGUGGAAUGACAAGCUACCCUACCAGAAUAAACUUUUAACACUGGAAGCUACUAACAGACACUGUAAAACAAAACAAAACCAACAAGCAGCAUCUUAGAAUUAGAGAUUUUUGACCAUUUGAUAAUGCAUAUUAGCCAUGAGAAGUGAUUGUAUGUACCAUGCAUUUUGUUCAAAAAGGAAAGGCAGCAGCUACCACUCAGAUGUUUACAGCAUGAGACUACUGUUCAAGCCUUCAUUCUUCAUAUUCUCUAUCUUAACUACUCAACUAAAUAAACUGCAGAAAACAGACUUGUAGCUUUUCUGGAAGUAGGGACAGAGGCCUCUUCCAGGAAUUUUUUAUACUAAACUGCCUUCCCCCCCCCCCCCAUAUUUAAAUGAAUGCUUUUGUUUCUUUUUAAAAUGUGUUUUGUAAAUAUGUGAUGUAAAUGAAUGUGUGUACAUUGCUUUUAAAUUGCUCAAUAUUUUAUGCUUCAGUAUGUAUUUGAGUGUGUUCUUGUUUGAAUUCUAUAGGAAUGUUUUUAUUAGCAUGAAAGAACAAGUGUAAAAUGUAAGUAUGCUUAAAAAAAGGUUAUACCUUAUGUGAAAUGAAGGAAAUAUUAAUUGUUGGCCAGCUAUGACUGUAAACUGUUAUACUAGUUUUGAGCUCUAGGCCUCCUGCAUAUCUGUAUAGAAAAAUCAAUUUCGUAUAUGAACGUGCUAGAAAGAAAGCUUUUAAUUUUAUUUAUUGCCAGCAAAAUUGUAUAAUACCCUGCCUGCCAUCUAAAUGCUAUUUAUAUGCAUAUUGCAUGUGUAUCACAGAAAAUCUUGCAGUUGUUGAGUUUUAUGAUCUACAGGAACUGUUUCCAAGUGUGCCACUAGUGUCAAUGUCAGGGAUUUUAAUGCCUAAAACAGUGUGUCUGGGUGCAUACAGUAUUUUGGUAUUGUUCUUUUUUUUUUUUUU